AAGAUCACGAAAAAAGAUUGCUUGUGUGCAUGAAGUGAAUUUGAAAACACCAAACCCUGAAGAAGAAGAAGAAGACGACGAAGACGAAGAAGCGCAAAUAUAAUUAUACUAUAAUAUAUAGAAAAGAUCAGAGGGAGGAGCAAUAUUCCAUCGCAGUGAGAAGAAAACCGCACGGUCGAUUCGAGCAACGGCUGCCAACAUUCGAAGCGCUAGUUCCCGUAUUGAAACGAUCCUGUCCUGUCAUCCUGCAAUCCAGCCUGUGCAGCGGGCGAUUGAACACUAGUGGGUGGCAUCCGAUGGCAGAUCUUUAUCGUUGUCUUACGGUCAGCUCAGUUGUGUAUUUCUACGGCAGCGAUAGAAAAUUGUAAUUGAAAUGUUGCUUGUUUUUCUGUGAAUUUUCUAUGCUAAUUAUCUGUACAGUGAAUUAGUACUUGGGGUAGAAGAAGAGAAAUGUUUUAUCGUCGUUUAUUUCCGAAACGCUUGAGUUUCCGGUUUCGAUGGACAUCUUAACUGCCGGUGAUGACAAUGGACGACGAACUUUUCCAAGUGCAGUGAAGUGAAUCCAGGAAAACCUAAGUAUUUUGCUCUUCUACGUGCGUUGCUGACGUGAAAGACAUUCGCAACGUUUUUUUCUCCAGCAAUAAAGUUGCAAGAGAAGAAAGAAACGUUGAUUUACCAAAGUUAAAGUACACCGUAUGCUUAACAAUGAGAAAAAGUUUUCCCCGAGCUCUAGUUUGUGUUUGAGUUCAAAAAUCUCAAUGCUAGUCGAAGUGAGAAAACUCACUCGGAAGCAAGUACGGCUAAAAUUAUGCAAAUGAGUUAAUUCUUCGUGUUUCUACUAAUUGUGAGACGUCCAAAAAGUUAAACCAGAAGCGUGUGUACGGUAAAUUUCCAGCAUUAAAAUAAUUGAAGAAGACACCGUGAAAAAAAUCCGCACUCGCGACAAACUGAAAGAGACCAGACAGCUGGCUGCUAAAAGCGGAAAACGCUCAGUGGAAAACGAAAGCAUUUCGUGUGCGGGGGCAGUAGCUGUAGCUGUUGCUUUCGGAAUAGUUUUCACCAAACACGUCACGUCAGUUAAUUACUUUUCUUGACUUAUCCGCCUCCAUCGACCGAAAGCGGUAGCUCACCGGAAAAACUCUGAAGCAGUGGCAGUGCAGUGGCGCGAUAUCGGCUAAAUUGGAGAAUAGCUUCGUCGUCCCCAAUUCAGAGAGGCAGCCAGAAAAAAAGAAUAUGCACACACCCAGCAACUAGGACCAACUAGCGGCACUGAGUCUCGAGGAUUCGAGGAACUAAGAUGCAGUUCCCGUGCUGUGAUCCUCCGUGUCAGCAACGUCAGCAAGUCCGAACGCUGGUGGCCGGAACAAUAACAGCACCGAACAGCAGCAGCAGCAACAGCAUCAACCAAGUCCGUUGCAGUUGGCCAUGGUUAAUCAUCCACCCGGGUCUAGUGUGUCCGGAUUUCCCCUGCCAGCUUGAUGGCAACGAAAUUGAGUGCACUGCUAGACGGCGGAUGUCCUACCAUCAGCACCAGUAGCAGGCGUUGAAAGCGAAUUGUACAAAGAAGAUAGAUGACGUUUUGCCGUUGUUGUUGUCAUCCUUGAAUGCUGGGUGCAUUCCAACUAGAGAUUCUCCAUAAGUGAUUAUAAUUUAUUGCCCGUACGCCGAGUUGGCAUUGUGCGAAAAACUAAAGCAUAGAAUAAGACAUACAGCAAGCUCAAAGAAAGUAGCUUGAGGAUUAAAUCGAAAACUAUUGUUACUUGAUGAGGCUGUUAGUGUGGUCUCUGCCAUGCGGUUGCGACCAUUAGGUUAGGUUGAAACGAAAAUGAACUCAACACAGAGUGAUUACAAUUAUAGCAUUGUCAUCGAUGAACAAUACAUCUUGCAUGGAUCGGCCAAUGCAAACUUCCCGAAUCUGUCGCACAACGGCACUGACUACCAUGACGGGUCGACCUGCUACUAUGCGCUGGAAUGGUUCACGGAGACUGCGGUGUUCGAGUUCUGGAUCAGCGGAGUCGUGAUGAACAUAGUCGCCUUUUUGGGAAUUCUCGGCAACAUUCUAUCGAUGGUGAUUCUGUCGAGGCCACAGAUGCGGUCGAGUAUCAAUUACCUGCUGAUAGGCUUAGCCCGUUGUGAUACAGUGGUGAUCCUAACGUCGAUGCUAUUGUUUGGCAUACCAGCGAUCUAUCCAUACACAGGAUAUCUGUUCUACUACUACUAUGUGAUACAUCCGGUGAUAUCUCCGGUAGUCUAUCCGAUAGCCAUGACAGCUCAAACCGCAAGCGUCUAUUUAACUCUAACGGUAACCCUUGAGCGAUACGUUGCAGUGUGUCAUCCGCUCCGGGCGCGAGCUCUCUGUACCUACGGACGAGCGCGGAUAUAUGUGAUAGCAAUUAUCCUGUUUUCACUAUUAUAUAAUAUGCCCCGUUUCUGGGAGGUUUCUGUAUCGUCCUUUAAUCAUCCGGAAUUUGAUGGAGCAUACUGUGUGAGUGCGUCUGCACUACGGACACACGACCUGUACAUAAAAGUUUACGUCCACUGGAUGUAUACAGUGUUCAUCUAUCUGCUACCGUUCAGUUCGAUAUCAUUCUUCAACUCGAUGAUCUACCGACAGGUUCGCAAAGCGAACCGUGAACGACAACGACUGUCUCGGUCCGAAAAGCGUGAAAUUGGCCUAGCCACAAUGCUGAUCUGUGUAGUUAUAGUAUUUCUACUCUGCAACCUUCCGGCCAUGAUCAUCAACAUUAUGGAAGCCGUCUAUUCGGAUAUUAACGAUUAUCUAGUCAAAACGUCCAACCUGCUGGUCACCAUCAACUCGUCGGUCAAUUUCAUCAUCUACGUGAUUUUCGGCGAGAAGUUCAAGCGGAUUUUUCUUUUGUUAUUUUGUAAGUCGCGUCUAGGCCGUGAAUCGCCGGAUGGUUUCCUGCACGAAGACAGCUCAUUUUCGAACGGCGAAAACAGCAACCGGAAUUCCGGUCGAUUCCAGCGAGUCGGUACGACCCGCACCAGUACAACCAAGAUCAGCAACAGUGCGUUCGGUAGCAUACGAACCACGCGGACUACGAUCCGCAGCACGAGGGCUCCCUCGCCGGGACCGAUCGUGUACUAUCCGGCACGGGAUACGCUGCCACGGGCGCAACCGCCAUCGUCGUUACCGCGCAGUUCGUCUAUGUUUCAUCCGUGCUGGGACCGGGAGCACGGCAAUGGCAUCAUGAUGGCCACGUCCGGUUUCUAACCGCUGCUGGUGAUGCUCAAAAUAUCCUCGAAUACGGAGGGUGAUCACAAGUUUUAGCUGGCAGGGGGCUACAGUAUAGGGUAAUUUGCAUUAGAUUACAUUUACUAGCUUUAAUCAUUGCCGAUACCUGAGAGGGGUGAGCGAGUUUUAACAACCAAGCAAUUACGAAAGGUACCACCGGUUGCUAAAAGUGUGUUCUGAACGGAGCAUAUUUUACGACCCUGUUUGCAGAUAAAUUUUCAAAUUAUGGUCGACUAGGUAACUGAACCAAAUUUUAUACACAUUUUAUAUACUAAACAAAUACACUGUUAAGAGAAAUAAGUUAUAUAAAACGCAUUCAGCGCAUACAGUUUUACCCCUGGUAUUAGUAUUCUUUUAUCUGUCAGCCCAUGGACAUGAUUGCUGAACUGCUGACAGUGUUUGUCUUUCUCAGUUUUCUACCCUUCAAAACAAUUCAUUUAUGAAUUUCAGUGCUGAAAGAUUACCCGAAUAACCUAGUCAUUUUAUUGCUCUAGAUUGAUAAUUGAGAUCUCAAAGUUUGAGACAGUUUAAAAUGUAUGCUUUUUAAAAUCAGCCAAAACCUGACUGAAGGAAAUUAAUUAAAACUUCAGACCAAUUUUUACGUUUACUGUAAUUUCCUUUGCCUAUGUCGGUAGUUCUGAAUGAAGUAAUGAUUUACAUUUGAAUUCAUUCGCAAUUAUCGAGAAUGAAUGAAUAUAGAAGAUAGCAACACGAACAUUAACGCAAAUGAUUCGCUCAAAUUGUUGCUUUCAAGUUGGCAAUACUAAGUCCAGUUCAUUUGUACCAGAAACAGCAAAGAAUUCAGGCGUAUUGAAUUAAUUGAAUAUGAGAUUUCUAAGCACUGGUAAAAAAUUUCACAAAUUAACCCAAUUUUAAUAUUUAAACAUUUUCGCAUUUUUCCUGCCCUACCCUGUCAGUAAACGAUACAGCGCAGUGAAUCGUUCGAAUGGAGCGUUUUACAUCCUAAAGUAAAACGAAACAAAUCAAAAUAAUUGCAGGAUUUCUAGAUUGCAGUCAAUAAACCGUUCGCUUUACAGUGCAAACUUAGCGCGAGUACGGCAACGGACAUUUCAACCGGAUUCGAAGCAAUACCUAUCGAUGUUACAAUGCGAUAACGAGUUUAUCCACCGACAAGCAUAAACCCAAUAAAAUUGAACCACUUUUCGCAGGUUCGCAGUUCUUCCGGAAGGUACACGAUCCAUGGAAAUUAUACCAAUCAUUCAUGCUGGCCAUUUCGGUUCGUAUAGUUAUUUUCUGUCCUCCGAAGAGCUGCAGUUUUUAGUAAAAACUUUUUACAUAACGAGAAGUGAUUGUUGUUUUCCAAUUUCAUUUAUUCGGAGGGAAAGUCGUUUUAUGUCAUUUUCCCACAGAAUUUAUUCAAUUUCAUUUAUUCGGAGGGAAAGUCAUUUUAUGUCAUUUUCCCACAGAAAUGUACGUUAAAAUAUUCACGUGUUACGAUAUGAAUGUCAACUGUGGAUAUAGAUAAAAAGUUAUUAGGAGGAUUCCUGGUCAGAAAUGGUAUCAAAAUUGUAUUCUUAGCGGCAAAAACCUGGCAGUUUAUUAUACAAAUAUCCAACUUUUACUCAUUACCCAUUUUCCAUCGUCACACAAUGUCGGGGGAUAUUGGCCUAAUGUCUGGCUUAAGAAUGCAUAAUGUUUCGUUCCGUUAAAAAUUCAGCGACGUUCAUACUAACGGACAGUCAAUUUGAAUCGGCUUUUGUAUGGUUUAAUUUGUUAAUUGAAAAGUAAUUUUAAUUUCGCUUCGCCUUUUUAACCUUCUCGUAAUUAAUAGCAACACACGGUGGUACCUUGAAUGUAAUUCAGGAAUAAAAGAACGAAAAAGCACCGAGCUUACAGUUUCCAUUUCCAAGCUUUUAGCUAUAAAUCCGGAUGAACGAAUGGGACCGGCUGUAGUAGAGUGUGUUGGGGUAAAUCGGUGCUGAGAACCGUUGAUUUUUUUUUUGUUAAAUCUGUUAAUUUACAGGGUUGCUAGUGGAGCGCAAAGUCACUUUCAUAGACGUUUAUCUACCUCAUUUCAGUUCGACAGUUAGUUCUUAGUUAGCUCCACACUGACAGUUAGGUUAAAUUUUCCUAGCUUCAUAACUGUAAAAACACCCACAUAAAUCAAUACGCUUACUUAGUUCCACAUCAAGAAAACAAUUAAGUCAUUGUUGGAGUAGCUCAAAACACUUGUAGACGCAUAUUUAAUGUUAUUUGUUAAGAGGAUAACAAAACUUGUUGGAAUUCGUUAAGUUGUUGGUUUGUAUUAGAUUAGCUAUCCAGACAGGAUGAUUUGUUUCUCAUUUUUACCACCAGCGAAUGACAAAACGAGAAUGAUUCCAGAUGAGUGUGUUGAAGGUUUUUACAAUCGGAUAGCACAAGUUAAAAUCGUGUUUAAAAUCAAAAGUGUAAAUUUCUACUGUUUAUC
Molecule: messenger RNA, 5684 nt
Organism: Sabethes cyaneus
Lineage: Eukaryota; Metazoa; Arthropoda; Insecta; Diptera; Culicidae
Product: FMRFamide receptor
Exons: 3
Coding region: 1826-3235 (469 amino acids)
Biological process (GO): G protein-coupled receptor signaling pathway
Cellular component (GO): membrane
Molecular function (GO): G protein-coupled receptor activity
Source: RefSeq, a predicted model, not a curated record